GGUUAUUGUCAUUUUACAAAAUAGUGGAUCACUAUGUUUUUGUAACCACACAUUCAAAGUAUUAAAAUAUUGACCAAAAAUUCGUGUAGAUUGGAAUGUGAUUUCUCCGAAAAUUGAAAAAAGUAUUGUGUUAGUUUAUUACCAAUUAUCCUGAAUAUUCAUCAAAUACUUGCUUAGAAGAAAAUCAACAUGGACUUCCUAGAAUACUCCGAUAUCCAAGCCGAAAUAAAGGGAAGUAUGACCCCAGGGAAAUUGAAAAUGACUGAUCAGAAUAUAGCAUUCAAAAAUAGCAAAACAGGGAAAGUGGAGCAGAUACAAGUUACAGAUUUAGAUGAUGUUUUCUUUCAAAAUUUUGCUGGCUCACUUGGCCUGAGGAUAUUCCUCAAAAACGGUAAUCUAUUCAGAUUUGCGGGUUUCAAAGAAUCCGAAAAAGAAAAACUGGCCAAAUAUUUUUCUUCCUCAUGCAAGAUUACUUCAUUAGAAAAGGAACUCAGUUUGAAAGGUUGGAAUUGGGGUACAGCCAAAUUCACUGGAUCUGUACUCAGUUUCAAUGUUGGGGAAAAAACAGCCUUUGAAAUUCCACUGAACUAUGUAUCACAGUGUACUUCUGGAAAGAAUGAAAUCACAAUGGAAUUCCAUCAAAAUGAUGAUGCUCCUGUAAGUUUAAUGGAAAUGAGAUUCUUCAUCCCACAAAACGAGUUAGCUGGAGAUACAGAUCCUGUUGAAGCAUUCCAAGAAAAUGUCAUGAAGAAAGCAAGUGUGAUCAAUGUUUCUGGAGAUGCUAUAGCAAUAUUCAGAGAAAUCCACUGCCUGACACCUCGUGGUCGUUAUGACAUUAAAAUAUUCAACACCUUUUUCCAACUCCAUGGUAAAACCUUCGAUUAUAAAAUACCCAUGUCUACUGUUCUGAGGUUAUUCAUUUUACCUCAUAGAGAUCAAAGACAAAUAUUUUUUGUUAUAAGUUUGGAUCCUCCAAUAAAGCAAGGACAAACAAGAUACCAUUUUCUUGUACUAUUGUUUAGACAAGAUGAAGAAGAAACAAUUGAACUACCCUUCAGUGAGGAAGAGCUGAAAUCUAAGUUUGAAGAUAGAUUAGAAAAAGAGAUUUCAGGACCUACAUAUGAAGUGUUAGGAAAAGUUAUGAAAGCAAUAAUAAACAGGAAAAUUACUGGUCCAGGCAGUUUUAUUGGUCAUAGUGGUACUCCAGCUGUUGGAUGUUCUUAUAAGGCAGCUGCUGGUUUCCUGUAUCCCUUGGAAAGGGGCUUUAUUUACAUUCACAAACCCCCAAUCCACAUACGUUUUGAUGAAAUUGCUUCUGUCAAUUAUGCUCGUGGUGGGGGUAACACAAGAUCCUUCGAUUUCGAAAUAGAGUUAAAAUCUGGCACUGUGCACACAUUCAGUAGCAUUGAAAAAGAGGAAUAUGCAAAACUAUUUGAUUUCAUCUCUUCUAAAAAACUCCACGUUAAAAAUAGAGGCAAAAACGAGAAGGCAUCUUAUAAAGAUGAUUUCGGUGAUUCUGACAAUGAAGGUGCUCCAGAUGCUUAUUUGGAACGUGUCAAAGCCGAAGGUCAAGAAAGAGAAGAAGAAAGUGAGGAUGAGAGCACAGAUGAAGAUUUCAACCCUGACGCUGCUGGUAGCGAUAAGGGUGAUGACAGUAAAACUAGCGAAAGUUCUUCAGAAGGAGAAGAAGAUGCAUAAUCUACAUAAUUUGUUAGGACAUUUUUAAUGUGUUUGAAAUGUUUUCAGUUGAAUAAAUUUUUAAUUUUUA
Molecule: messenger RNA, 1768 nt
Organism: Harmonia axyridis
Lineage: Eukaryota; Metazoa; Arthropoda; Insecta; Coleoptera; Coccinellidae
Gene: Ssrp
Product: FACT complex subunit Ssrp1
Exons: 1
Coding region: 190-1698 (502 amino acids)
Cellular component (GO): FACT complex; nucleus
Molecular function (GO): nucleosome binding; DNA binding; histone binding
Source: RefSeq, a predicted model, not a curated record